Oryzias melastigma (Indian medaka) is the source of this 2763-nucleotide messenger RNA. Its product is annotated as zona pellucida sperm-binding protein 4. Gene Ontology annotation, biological process: binding of sperm to zona pellucida; prevention of polyspermy. The coding region runs from base 49 to 2037 and encodes 662 amino acids. Lineage: Eukaryota; Metazoa; Chordata; Actinopteri; Beloniformes; Adrianichthyidae. Gene Ontology annotation, molecular function: acrosin binding; structural constituent of egg coat. Gene Ontology annotation, cellular component: egg coat. The record is from RefSeq and is a predicted model, not a curated record. The transcript is spliced from 8 exons.
AGGGAAAUUUACACUUAGGGACCCAUCAGGUCAGACAGCUGUGGGACCAUGGCAAGGCACUGGAGUAUUACGGUUUUUUCCGCACUAGCUCUGAUAUGUUCUUUCCUGGCGACCCAAGUGGAUGCUCAGAAAGGCCCCCCUCAAGACCCUAAGGUUCCAUACCCUCCAUACUAUCCACAGCCGAAGCCGCAGGACCCUCAACACGUUUCACCGCCUUACAACCCAGGGAAGCCGCAGUAUCCAGGGAAGCCACAGUAUCCAGGGAAGCCGCAGAGUCCACAGUAUCCUCAGACCCCUCAGUAUCCUCAGACCCCUCAGCAGCCGCAGAGUCCACAGUAUCCUCAGACCCCUCAGUAUCCUCAGACCCCUCAGCAGCCGCAGAGUCCUCAGUAUCCUCAGUCCCCUCAGUAUCCUCAGACUCCUCAGUCCCCUCAGUAUCCUCAGUCCCCUCAGUAUCCUCAGACUCCUCAGUAUCCUCAGAAUCCUAAGGUGUAUGGUGAUGACAGUUCUAAGCCUUCAACUCCGUCAAAGCCUAGCUAUCCUCAGCCUCAGGCCCCCCAGUACCCAUCUAAGCCUCAAGCUCCCCAGCUGCCUCAGGCCCCCCAGUACCCAACUAAGCCUCAAGCUCCCCAGCUGCCUCAAGCUCCCCAGCUGCCUCAGGCCCCCCAGUACCCAACUAAGCCUCAAGCUCCUCAGUAUCCUCAAGCUCCUCAGCAGCCUCAGGCCCCCCAGUACCCAACUAAGCCUCAAGCUCCUCAGCAGCCCCAGGCUCCCCAGUACCCAACUAAGCCUCAAGCUCCUCAGUACCCUCAAGCUCCUCAGCAGCCCCAGGCUCCCCAGUACCCAACAAAACCUCAGCAGCCCCAGUACCCAACAAAGCCUCAGUCUCCUCAGUACCCUCAAGAUCCUAAAAAUCCAAAUCCUCAGAAUCCUCCUCUUCAUCCUCCCCCUGUUAAGAGCUGUGAGGUGCCCCGCGAUGUGAGAGUCCCAUGUGGAGUUCCAGACAUCUCUCCUUCUGCAUGCGAUGCCAUUGACUGCUGUCAUGAUGGCCAAGCCUGCUACUUUGGAACAGGAGCAACCGUUCAGUGCACCAAGGACGGACACUUCAUCGUUGUGGUGGCCAAGGAUGUCACCUUACCCCAUCUCGAUCUUGAAACUAUUUCACUUUUGGGACCGGGUCAAGAAUGUGGAGCUGUUGACUCUAAUUCAGCUUUCGCCAUCUACUACUUUCCCGUCACUCAGUGCGGCACUCAUGUCACGGAAGAGCCCGGGGUUAUAGUCUAUGAAAACCGGAUGACAUCCUCAUAUGAAGUUGGAGUUGGACCGCUUGGAGCUAUUACCAGAGACAGCUCUUUUGAGCUCCUCUUCCAGUGCAGAUACCAUGCAACAUCUGUUGAAACUCUGGUCGUGGAAGUGCUGCCAGUGGAUAGUCCUCUUUCCAUUGCUGAGCUUGGACCCCUCAAUGUGUACUUGCAAAUUGCCAAUGGAGUAUGUCAGACAAAGGGCUGCGACGAAGUGGCGGCAGCCUACACCUCUUUCUACACGGAUGCCGACUAUCCUGUGACCAAAGUACUGAGAGAACCAGUCUAUGUGGACGUUCAAAUCCUUGGCAGAACAGAUCCAAAUCUGGUUCUGACUCUUGGACGCUGUUGGGCAACCACAAGCCCCAAUGCUUUCAGUCUGCCCCAGUGGGACAUUUUGAUUGACGGAUGUCCAUAUGAAGAUGAUCGCUACCUGUCUGCGUUGGUUCCAAUCGAUUCCUCCUCUGGUUUGCCAUUCCCAACUCAUCACAGACGCUUCUUAUUCAAGAUGUUUACCUUUGUUGAUCCUCAUUCAAUGGAACCACUAAGGGAAAAGGUGUACAUUCACUGCAGCACAGCUGCAUGCGUUCCAGGACAGGGUACCAGUUGUGAACCCUCAUGCAGCAGAAGAAAAGGAAGAGAUACUGACGCUGUAUCCAUUAGAACGGAUGAAAGAAAGGUUGUGGUAUCGUCUGGAGAAGUGCUCAUGGUGGCCGAAGCUGCUGGACAGUCUUAACUGUGAACCGACAGAAGCUCCAGAGUUCGGAAAAAAUAACAUAACAUUAUGAAAAUCUGUUUCAUCAUGGUUCAAAAUUAAAUGCAUAAAGUGAAAAAUCUGUUGCAGGUGUUUGGAAUGUAUUGCAAAAACAAAACAAGUUGAUACAUAAAGGUAGCAACAUUUCUUCACAUUUCAUGUAAAAAAAAAAAAAAGUUUCUUCACAUCAGUAUAGCAGGUGUGUAGAUACAGUUGACAAAAUACAACACUUCCACCUUAAUAUUCUAUAUGGAUCAAAUGUGACUGUUUUCAGUGAAACGUCACGACAAUAAAGUCACAUAAUACAUUUCACUUUUACACAAAUUUUUACUGUCUGUUUCUGUUCUUAAACAUACAAGCACUGAAAACAGAGAUGAAUCCAGUAUAACCAAACAACUCAAACGACAAUAAAAAAAACAAAAAAAUUGUUUUAUUAUUUUAAAAUGUUUAAAAAAAGUUCAAUUUUUAAAUCAAAGUAGGUCAACCAUUUUUAAUACUGGAUCAACAAACAAAAACAAUUAACAAAAAAAAUCAGAGUUAAUGGAAGGUAAACACACACAUCCGUGAAGACAAAAACACAAGAUUAUUAUUUAAAAACUGAACUAGACAGCUUACUUCUCAGAAAUCUGCGACUGUAAGGAAAACUGUUUUCCUUGUUGCUUUCAAUUUGUAAAAUUGAAAGAUGUCAAUAAAUAAUUUACCCUCUUG